Molecule: messenger RNA, 2256 nt
Organism: Eupeodes corollae
Lineage: Eukaryota; Metazoa; Arthropoda; Insecta; Diptera; Syrphidae
Product: armadillo repeat-containing protein 8-like
Exons: 10
Coding region: 136-2103 (655 amino acids)
Biological process (GO): proteasome-mediated ubiquitin-dependent protein catabolic process
Cellular component (GO): GID complex
Molecular function (GO): protein binding
Source: RefSeq, a predicted model, not a curated record
UAAAAAUCUAACUUAACUUCAACUUCAUAAAAUAUAAUUCUUGUAUUUUCUUAAAUGUGUUUUAUUUAUGUUUCAUUUGUACAUAUACAUUUUGUUAUUUCUUUAAAUCGUAAUAUUUAUUAAAAUAAAAUAAAAAUGCUCAGUGUUAUAUUGUUGCAGGGGAUUCCUUGUGGGUCUUAUGUUGACCAACUAAGUGGCAAUGAUAAAUUACAGUGUGAAGAAGCUUUAGCCAAUAUAAUUGAUGCCGUAAUUGGCAGUAAUCGCCAAAAGGCAUAUGUGAUAUCGCAAGGAAUCGUGCCGAAAUUGGUAGAGAAAAUCGGCAACCCAGAUGAGGACAUUAACAUCCGAUUAAAUGCUCUUAUUGUCAUUGGUUCUCUAGCUAAAGGAUCUGCAGAACAAGUUCAAAAACUAAUCGACGACUACGACAUAGUGCGGUUUUUGAUUGCCCAAGUCCUAAUCCCAAAUGUUGACCAAAGAAUCGCAGCGCACUGUCUAUCGGCUCUGCGAUCAAUUUAUCAGUUUCCCUUUGCUCCUGUUGGUCUUUUGUACGCAAAUAACACGACAUUACCGCAUCUCAUGAGUCUGGCGUCUGUUGAAAGUUCAUUGCACAUUCAAGCCAAUGUCACAAGCAUUCUAGUUCCAAUAUGCAAUACAUACAACGAACAGAUUCUGCUGUGCCAGGCUGGCGCAAUCAUCUUCUUAGCCCGCAUGAUAAGUUCGCAGCAUGAUGUUCUUCAAGUACCAGCGUUAAGGUGCUUGGCUUGUAUGUGCUUCACAAAUCGUUGUGUCUCUGACAAUGUUUGUGUAACAAGCUAUGAAGGUCGGUCAAUGCCUGAUAUUCUAUCGUCUUUACUUUCUCGAGCUCGAAAUCCGGAAAUUCAGCUCACAGCCGCAAGAUGCUUAACUUACAUACACCGCUCGGGUACUCUUCCACCAACAGACAAUAGAAUCGUCUACAAAACCCUUCCCUGUUUAGCUAGACUUUGUACAGAUGAUUUCGAUCAAUAUACCAGAGCAUCAGCAGCCGAAACAUUGGCUUACUUAGCCGAGAUUGAUUCGCAAUUACAACGUCUCGCUGCGAUAUGUAAUCAUUUAAUAAAAUCGUUAUCAGAGCUCCUACAAAGUCAGUUAGCUUUGCUGAGGCAAGCGGCAUUUCGAUGUUUUGCCUCGCUUGGAGCCAACGAUGAAGACAUAAGGAAGAAGAUAAUUGAGACAAAAGGUUUAAUGGAGAAAGUUCUCGAGGGUCUAUGUGAUUCAAAUCCUCAGGUACGAUUAGCUGCAGUACGAUGUUUGCAUUCACUCUCUCGAUCGGUACAACAAUUAAGGACAACAUUUCAGGAUCAUUCAGUGUGGAAACCACUUAUGGCACUUCUCUCCGGACAACCAUCAAACGAGCUACUCACAGUUGUCACAUCGACAAUAUGCAAUCUCCUGCUUGAGUUCUCACCGGCAAAAGAACCAAUGCUCGAUUCGGGUGUUGUUGAAAUGUUGUGUCAGCUCACGGAAAAUGCCGACCCCGCCUUGCGUUUGAACGGCAGUUGGGCCCUCAUGAACAUGGCCUUCCAAGCUGAACAACAUGUCAAAACAAAAAUCAUAAAUUGUUUGGGAGCUGAUAAAAUUCUGGAGCUUCUUAACGAUUCCGAUACGAGGGUUAUCAUGAAGACUCUCGGAUUGUUAAGGAACUUGCUUAGCAAAUCUCUUCACAUUGACGAUAUUAUGUCGGAGUAUUCGUCACAGGUAAUGCAGGCGGUAAACAUGGUCUUGGACUCACAACAUCCAUCUGAAGUAAAAGAGCAGGCACUCUGUAUAGUGGGUAAUAUUGCGGCUGGCGCGCAAGUCAAAGAUUAUAUUAUUGACGAUGAUAAAGUAUUGACACGUUUGGGUAGUUUUCUGAGCCACAAGGAUUUAAAACUUCAAGCAGGUACAUUAUUUGCAAUAGGAAAUUUUGUACGUCGAAAAGAUUCAAGAUCAAGAGAACGAUAUACAAAACUUAACGAAUUAGGUAUUAUAUCGAAUUUAAAUGAAGUUUUUGAAAAAACAUCCGAAGGAACGGAAGCAUAUGAAGAGAUCCGGAGCAUACUUAAGCGUUUACUAUUUUCCUAAAAUUAUUUAAAAUCGUUUGAUUUUGUAUAUAGAAAUAUAAACAAACAGAAAAACAAAACAAAUAUUACGUUUUCGAAGCAAAAAGUAUAGAGAUGAUGUAAUAAUUUAGUGUAGAUAAUUUUGAACAAAAAUAAAGUUAAACAAAAAUUUAAA